Molecule: messenger RNA, 345 nt
Organism: Cordyceps fumosorosea ARSEF 2679
Lineage: Eukaryota; Fungi; Ascomycota; Sordariomycetes; Hypocreales; Cordycipitaceae
Exons: 1
Coding region: 1-345 (114 amino acids)
Source: RefSeq, a predicted model, not a curated record
AUGGUUGUCAGCGCAGGUGCCAAAAAAGUCAACUUCGUGGGUCUGGGCUCUGGACCGGAGGUGCAGAGUGUUGACAGCGCCACCGACGGCCACGAUAGUGACGUUCCCGUCGCUUUGAGCAAUCCGAUUCGCAACAUGAUCCAGCGCGGCGAUCAAAGUCCUUCGGUCCAUGUACUUGAAACAUCUCAGCGUGUUCAUCGGCUUUCCGUGUUGGUCCUCGCGAGGCAAUGGCACAGGGAUCAACCAAGCUUGGGUGGCCCAGAGAUGACUUUGCAGGACUGCCCUGCCAUCGAUGGUUGCGGAACCUUUCGUGGGCUGAGAAUGACGGUUACCCAUGUUUACUGA